Molecule: messenger RNA, 3844 nt
Organism: Fopius arisanus
Lineage: Eukaryota; Metazoa; Arthropoda; Insecta; Hymenoptera; Braconidae
Product: phosphatase and actin regulator 4
Exons: 14
Coding region: 493-2571 (692 amino acids)
Biological process (GO): actin cytoskeleton organization
Molecular function (GO): actin binding
Source: RefSeq, a predicted model, not a curated record
UCGCUCGGUGCGUGGUUACGUCGCGUCCCACUCUCAGUCUAUUCACCCAUUUGUUUCUACAUCCCAAUUAACAAAUAAACUAUUAUUUCAAUACCCCAAAAACAAACAUCCGUCUGAGCUCAUCCGUCCACCGACGACAUCCGCCCCCGCCCCUGUAAACUCACUUUUCUAAUAACCUCUAAUUUAAAAGAAUAAUGUGUUCACUCUUCACCUACGGAGGCUGACGAAAAAAAUAUUACAAAUUCCAAUCGUCUUCUCUCGGUGAAAUGACGAAUAGUGACGCCAGUCGCCACAAACAGUGUUAAUUCAUUCUAAUUAGUGAGUUCACAGUGCGAUCGAAAAAUCACCGAUUAUCGGUUUUUCCAGUUUUCUAACGUUUUUUCUAUUCUUACCCAACGAAAAACAAAACAACAAUCGUUGGCGCAGUGAUACAGUGGACGUAAUGCGAGUAAUGAGACUAAAUAGGUGACAAUUUCACUCGUAAAAAGUGAAAUGUCGAUUCGUGUGAGUGGUGGUGUUUACCUGGUGCCCGGGUUACAGGAGACUAAUGAAAAAUGUACCAAAACCAAUGAUAAUCAGUUGACUAAAACAGUGACUAUUGUUGCUGGACCACAGAGGAGCAAUAGUUUGGAUUAUUUGAAUUUCGAGGAGAAACGACAGUUAAUCGCCUCCUCAUUGUCACUCAGUGAUUUUCUUGCUCAUGGACCAGCGGCUGCUGCUGCUGCUGCCAAAGAAGUUGCUGCUAGUACAGUUGUCAUUGCAAAAAAACAAAAUGGCGCAGCCCUGCGAACGAAUAGCCUGGGUUCAGGUGCACGUACACCACCACUCGAACGAAAGAGUAAAUUCUCAGCACUCGGUAGAUUAUUCAAGCCCUGGAAGUGGAAACGAAAAAAGAAAUCGGAUAAGUUCGAGGCUGCUUCAAGAUCGUUGGAGAGAAAAAUUUCUGUCAGAGCGAAUCGAGAAGAGCUCGUGCAGAAGGGUAUCCUACUGCCAGAUAGUCCGACCUCACCCAUACCAGAGGAGGGUCCGACGAAUGACACGUACAAUCAGAAACCACCAACCCCUCAGCAACAUCAUCAUCAAUCAUCAACAGGCAAUCAAUUCACAAAUACAACACACAGCCAUCAACACCAUCAACAAAACACUGGAUUGUCAAACUCAACGACUGCCAAUUCACAUUCUACUGGAUCAACAAAUAAUCCAGCAUCAACGCAUCCAUCAAAUAUCUACUCGGGUGUACCAUCAGCUUAUCAGCUGAACGGCAGUACGCAAGAGCCGAAAAAGGAAAAGACUGAACAGAGUGCGAAUGGGGCAUUAUCUCCGAGUGGUGAGCUAUCAUCGAGUCAGGAUGUGGGAGGACAAUCGGGGGAUCAGAAGCCGAAUAGGCCAAGUACCCUCGAGGCAUCUAGAAUGCUCACCAGGCGGGUCUACAUGGUUCGAAUGGAAAAGGGAAUGUCGCAGCCGACAGCUGAGGAGCAGCAGGCGAUUGACAGGUACAUGUCACCGAUGCCACCCCACAAUACCCUGAUGCUCUCGGAGUUGCCGGAGCCACCGAUUCCAUUGAGUGAAAUCGGUCCCAUUCCACCACCUCCGAUGUUCAGCUCACCCUCACCAACAUUGCUAGCAAGACAGAGGCAGCAGCAAGCGCCACUAUCUGAUUGCGAGGAUGACGAUGACGACGAGGUGGACGUCGAGGACGACGACGUGGACCUCUACGAGAUUCGUUACUCCCAGCCCGAUCCAAGUAUCGACACAUCACGAGUCGAGGAGAUACCAGCCAAAGAGCCAAAAUUUCACGCAAUGCCCCUGAAGAGUGCACUGAAGAAAAAGGGCUCUGGAAGUGGUCCUGGCACACCCCAGAACACACCAACCCAGGAGAAUCGUCCUCUCACCCUUCGUCAGGAGCUCCACGCAUCGUUCAACAGUCGACCAGUGAGGUUCGGUCUCGCCCUACCCUGCACCUUAGAGAACAAGGAGAACGCCAGGCCCUACGUCAUCCGUGAGGAUUCUGAUGGCUCGGAUGAUGGUCAAGUGCUCUACAGGGACGACUACGAGGACGAAAAGAGCCGACUUCGAGCCAAGCUUGCACGCAAGGAGUCACUGUCACUGAAACUUGCACUGCGGCCAGACAGGCAGGAGCUCAUAAACCGUAAUAUUCUGCAAAUACAGUCUGACAAUGAGAGACAGGAGAGCAAGGAAGCCAUUGGUGCACGGCUCAUCAGGCGACUUAGCAUGCGACCGACCCAGGAGGAACUGGAGGAACGCAAUAUUUUGAAAAAACAAAGCCCAGCCGAGGAGAAGAAGCAGAAGGAGGAGAAGAAACGUUAUUUGCUUAGAAAAUUGAGUUUUCGGCCUACGGUUGAGGAGCUCAAGGAGAAGAAGAUCAUCAGAUUUAAUGAUUACAUCGAGGUGACUCAGGCCCACGAUUACGACAGGCGAGCUGAUAAGCCGUGGACUCGACUGACCCAGAAGGACAAGGCGGCCAUUCGGAAGGAACUCAACGAGUUCAAGAGCUCGGAAAUGGCUGUUCACGAAGACAGUCGACACCUUACUAGAUACCAUAGGCCAUGACAAUUGCAAUGUGUAGAGGUGUUAAAGUGUAGUGCAGUUAUCGUGGACGCGGUUAUUGUGGCGUAAUUGUGAAUCGUCAGUCAAAGGAGAUGAAAAAUCAGCUGAGAGCCUCGAUCUUCCUCGAUUAUCUCUGUUAGAGCAAUUGUUACCGUCUCCCGCACCGUCUGCGAUGAUGAUUAAUGAUGUGAUAGGGUGGUGAGUCCAUUAUAGCAUUGAUUUUGCGAGUUGAAUCAAAUUAUUGGGACUCUUUCCCCCCGAGACAAAAAACAAAUGAUAAUUCAUUGGCACAUUUUAGAGGUAUCAUCACGAAGGAAUCAUUCAUACGUUAAUUGACAAUUUUUAAUGACACAAAAAUACGGUGUGAAUUAUUUUUAAUCAUUCCAUUAUCUUUCGUUAUUAUUUUAAUUUUUUUUUUUGGAAUUCUCAUCGUCAAUUUUCGGGACAAAUGAUUGAAAGGUAUUCGUUAAUUCGUGGAAUUUUUGGUGAAAUGUUGAAUGUGUUUUAGUUGUUGAUGAUUAUUGAAAAUUGUCGUUGAUGAUUUUUUUAUUUGCGGUUAUUAUCUCGAUUUCUGGUGGCGUCUUCCAGGGAAAAUCAGGAUGAAGUGUUUCAUCGUUUUAUAUAGAACUGAACUGAACUAAUAAUUUUGUUGAGUAAUAAAUGACGAAAAUUAAUUCCCAAAAAUUGAAAACUCAUAUUUCAAUUAAUUUCACUCCUUUUAUUUAACAAUUUAAUAACUCAAGCACUGGAAAAUGAAUUGAACUCUGGAGUUUCCACUGAAAGCGAUGAAUAAAAAUUCUCAUUAAUUUUGGAAUCAAUUGAAACUAAAAUUAAUUAGUAAUGAACUAUCGAACGUGAUAAAACGAGGUCAGCACGUAACGAUGAAUAAACAAUGGAUAUUGUGCAAUUAAAUGAACAAAGACAAAGGUAAAUUACUCGUGAUUGUAAAAUCUAAUUGAAAAAAAAUACAAUUGUUACGUUAUUACGUUUUAGUUAAUUACUCGCAUGAAUCAAUGGCCGAUUGAAUUCCUCAAGCAAAUCAAUGACGAUUCAUUGACUUGAUUAUCACGACGAUAACAAUUACUAUAAUUUUCUAAACAAAUUGAAAAAUACUCAAAAUAAAUGAAUUUGUUUUAAUUAUGAAAAGGCUAUUGAGGUCUUUCGAUCAUUUGAGGUAUUAUCAAGUGACGAAAUAUUUGAGAACUGGAGUUGAAGUGAAUUUACCAAUUUUUAAAUAGAAAAAUAAUGAAUUUUGUGUUGAAUAAUGAAAACACAA